Molecule: messenger RNA, 576 nt
Organism: Vicia faba (fava bean)
Lineage: Eukaryota; Viridiplantae; Streptophyta; Magnoliopsida; Fabales; Fabaceae
Source: the annotation of a GenBank genome assembly
AUGAGGUCCCUAAUGGCAACUGCUUCUCUCAUUCUUGCAUUAGCCAUACUCUUUCUCACUUUCCCAUCUGAAAUUUCAGCAAACCACUAUUCUCACUCCUCACCACCACCACCGCCACCGAAGGAUCCAUACCAUUACUCUUCUCCUCCACCUCCAUCAGUUCACACCUACCCUCAUCCACACCCAGUCUACCACUCUCCACCGCCACCAGUUCACACCUACCCUCACCCACACCCAGUCUACCACUCUCCACCACCGCCGACAGUUAACACUUACCCACACCCAGUGUACCACUCUCCUCCACCACCAACACCACACAAGAAACCUUACAAGUAUCCAUCUCCCCCACCACCACCAGUGCAUACCUACCCUCACCCACACCCAAUCUACCACUCUCCACCACCACCAACACCACACAAGAAGCCAUACAAGUACCCAUCUCCCCCACCACCACCAAUGCACACCUACCCUCCCCAUGCUCCCCACCCAGUUUACAAUUCUCUUCCUCCUCCAGUCUCUUCCCCACCUCCACCACACCAUUACUACAAAUCACCUCCUCCACCUUACCAUCACUAG